UGGUUAAGACAUUAUGUUCCUAUAAUUAAAAAUAAAACAAAGGAAGCUUUAAAUAAUAGGGAUUGGUUAUUUCAAAGAAUUUUAACUAUAGUUAAAGAAAGAAGAAAAGAAAUUGAAGAAAUUCAUGAUAAUAAAUUAUUAAAUAAUGAUAUGUUAACUUUACUUAUAAUAGCUAAUACGGAAAGAGAUAUUAAAGAAAAUUAUUCAAAAUCAAAUGAAGAGAAAUUUUCAAGACCUAUGACAGAUCAAGAGAUAAUGUCAGUAAUAUUAGAUUCAUUUAUUGGAGGAAGUGAUACGACAUCACAUUUUAUGUGUUUCAUUGUUUAUCGUAUCGCAAAAAAUUCUAAAGUUUUAAAUCGAUUAAGAGAAGAACUUGAUUCAAUAUAUGGACAAAAUCGUACGAGACAAGUUACUCCCGAAGAUUUAAUUAAAUUAAAAUAUACAGAAGCGAUUAUAAAAGAAACUGCUCGAAUAUUACCUGUAUCACCAAUUAUAUUAAGAUUUAAUAGUGAAGAUGAUGAAAUUGCGGGAUAUAAAUGGCCAAGAAAUACAGCAUUUACUAUGCAUUUUGCAGGAAUUCAUCAUAAUAAAAGAUAUUGGAAAGAUCCCGAAGAAUUUAAUCCAGAUCGGUUCAUGUUUAAUGAAGAGAUUAAAAAUUCUUUAAUAAUUUUUGGGGGUGGAUUAAGAGCUUGUCCUGCUCGAAGAAUGUCAAUGAUCGUGUUAAAAUGUUUAAUAGUUUUAAUAUUUAGAAAAUAUGAUAUUGAAUUGAUUGAUAAGGAUGCUCCUUUAGAUUAUUCGAGUACAAUAAUUAAUACUUGUAACAAAUUAUAUAUUAAAAUGAACCCAAGAAAAGAUUAGAGGGGACGGGCCGACGGGGGUAUCACGACUAAUGUGACAAUAUUCAUAAAUAUUUAUUAUUGUAACCGCAUGAUAACCUAUAAACCCUUGAAAAAUAAACCAUUUCGGAAAUUUUAAUUUUUUUUACGAAACUUCAAAAGAUCACUCAUAAACAAUAUAACCAAUACAAUGCUUUUUACUUUUUUAUUACAAAAUACGUGAUUUACAUGUAAAAAUCAGAAUCCACUAAGGAGUAAAAAAAGAAAAGCAGAAAGAUCAUACCUUUUUUGGGAAGUUACGUAUCCAAAAUGGCAGGUACA
Molecule: messenger RNA, 1157 nt
Organism: Rhizophagus irregularis DAOM 181602=DAOM 197198
Lineage: Eukaryota; Fungi; Glomeromycota; Glomeromycetes; Glomerales; Glomeraceae
Molecular function (GO): iron ion binding; oxidoreductase activity, acting on paired donors, with incorporation or reduction of molecular oxygen; heme binding
Source: RefSeq, a predicted model, not a curated record